This is a messenger RNA of Topomyia yanbarensis, 1421 nucleotides long. RefSeq lists its product as uncharacterized. The transcript has 2 exons. The record is from RefSeq and is a predicted model, not a curated record. The coding region runs from base 24 to 1421 and encodes 465 amino acids. Lineage: Eukaryota; Metazoa; Arthropoda; Insecta; Diptera; Culicidae.
UUUACCUUCUUGGCAUCGAUUUGAUGGAUGCAUUCGAUCUCUGGUCACUGCCCAUUAGCACGUACUGCAACAACGUCACUGUUCCUUCUGUCACUUUGCAGUCACUCAAAUCAGCAUACCCGAGGGUGUUUAGGAGCGAGCUGGGGUUGUGUACGAAAACAAAAGUGAAAUUGGAACUAAUACCAGGUGCAACUCCAGUUUCUCGUGCAAAGCGUCCAGUGGCUUAUGCGGUACAUAGCAGUGUGGAUAACGAACUCGACCGACUGGAACGAGCAAAAAUCAUCACACCGGUAGACUUUUCGGAUUGGGCAGCUCCCAUCGUCGUCGUCCGAAAAACGAACGGAUCUAUUCGUAUCUGCGGUGACUAUUCCACCGGUCUCAACAAUGCCCUGCAACCGCAUCAAUAUCCGUUGCCGCUACCGGAAGAAAUUUUCAACAAAUUGGCUAAUUGCACAGUGUUUAGCCGAAUUGAUCUGCCGGAUGCAUUUCUGCAGGUAGAAGUGGACGAAAGCAGCCGUGAAUUGUUAACCAUCAACACCCAUCGGGGACUUUACCGGUACAACCGUCUGACACCGGGAGCAUUCCAGCAACUUAUCGAUACUAUGCUGGCAGGCCUCCCUCAUACGUGUGGUUAUUUAGAUGACGUCGUCGUUGGUGGUGUAAAUCCUGAAAAUCACUGGGCGAACCUUCAUGCAGUGUUUCAAAGGAUCAGCGAUUUUGGUUUUACCAUUCGUGUAGAAAAGUGCAUAUUCGCUCAGCCGCAAAUUAAAUAUGUAGGUCAUCUGCUUGACCGCAACGGUCUUCGCCCGAAUCCAUCAAAGGUUCAAGCCAUCAACGAAAUGCCACCGCCCACUGACGUUUCCGGUGUUCGUUCUUUCCUAGGAGCAAUAAAUUACUACGGCAAGUUUGUUCCUAGUAUGCGCACCCUUCGGUAUCCUCUUGAUGAGCUGCUCAAGGCGGAUGCAAAAUUUGAGUGGACGGAAAAAUGCCAGGCGGCAUUUAACAAAUUUAAAGAGGUGUUGAAAUCCGAUCUACUGUUGACUCACUACAACCCUGCGCUUGAUAUAGUUGUGUCGGCAGAUGCGUCGUCUGUUGGUGUCGGUGCAACAUUAUCACACAAGUUUCCGGACGGUACUCUCAAGGUGGUACAGCAUGCCUCCAGAGCAUUCACAGCAGCAGAGAAAAACUAUAGUCAGCCCGAUCGUGAAGGACUUGCAAUAAUUUUCGCAGUGACUAAAUUUCACAAAAUGUUGUUUGGUCGUCGCUUUCAUCUUCAGACUGAUCACGAACCGCUGCUGAGGAUUUUCGGUUCGAAGAAAGGAAUUCCUGUUUACACAUCGAACCGGUUACAACGUUGGGCUCUUACGCUAUUGCUUUAUGAGUUCACCAUCGACACGUCAGACCUGAGGAAGAUUACGUGA